Messenger RNA from Lactuca sativa (garden lettuce), 1131 nucleotides. RefSeq lists its product as uncharacterized. The record is from RefSeq and is a predicted model, not a curated record. NCBI's taxonomy places the organism in Eukaryota, Viridiplantae, Streptophyta, Magnoliopsida, Asterales, Asteraceae.
AUGGUGGAGAAAGAGAUCUUGGACACAUUCCGAAAGGUGGAAGUAAACAUCCUUUUACUUGAUGAAAUCAAACAAAUUCCGAGAUAUGCAAUGUUCUUGAAGGAGCUUUUCACCAACAAGAGAAAGUUGAAAGGGAAUGAGAAAAUCUCGAUGAACGAAAAUGCAUCUGCGGUUUUACAAAGGAAGCCUCCACCCAAGUGUAAAGAUCCUGGAAUGUUCACGGUCCCUUGCAAGAUUGGAGAUGUCAUCUUUAGUAGUGUUAUGCUUGAUCUUGGUGCCUCUAUCAAUGUCAUGCCUUACUCAAUGUAUGAAUCAUUGAAUGUCGGACCCUUAAGCGAAACUAGUGUCAUAAUAUCUCUUGCGGAUAAAUCAAGUGUCUUUCCUAGAGGUGUUUUGGAAGAUGUCCUAGUUCAAGUAAACCAAUUGGUCUUCCCGGCGUAUUUCUAUGUGAUUGACCUAGAUGAACAAGUAUCCUCAAAAUCGGGUAUAAUCUUAAUUGGGCGACCAUUCUUGAAGACGGCUCGAACAAAGAUUGAUGUGUAUGCGGGAAGCUUGACAAUGGAGUUUGACGGUGAAACAAUAAGUUUCAACAUUUAUGACGCUAUGAGAUAUCCUAGUGAUGUUUCAUCUUUGUGUUUUGUUGAUAUUAUUGAACCAAUGACCCAAGAGUUUUUCGAGUUGUGUGAUGAUGACGUAUUGGAGAUGAUCUUGAGCAAGGGGUUUGACUAUGCAAAAUUAGCCAAGAAAUUGAAGCUUUACUCACUAGAUCCUGAAAUUGAAAGAUUAGUCAACAAUUUGGAAAUCAAGAAGACCACCCAAUUUAGUGUGAAGCAAAUUGAAUUACCUCAAACUCACACGAGAUUGCCACCCUCCCUUGCCCAACCGCCCGAAUUAGAAUUGAAGGUCCUCCCUCAACAUUUGAAGUACGCGUACUUAGGAGACAACGAGACCCUUCCGGUUAUCAUUUCAACUCACCUAACCAAGUUUGAAGAAGAACAGCUCGUCAAGGUGCUGAGGGAACAUAAAGAAGCCAUGGGUUGGACAAUUGCGGAUAUUAAAGUAUUGAGUCCAUCCACUUGUAUGCUCAAGAUCCUAAUGGAGGAUGAAUGCAAGCCAAGUAGAGAUGCAUAA